AUGAAGAUAACGCGUUAUAAAAAAGUUCAAAAAUAUCUAAAGUUCUAUUACAAUAACUUUGGCUUCCACCAACCAUACCAAGUCUUAAUUGAUGGCACCUUCUGUUUCGCAGCGUUUAAAGAGCACAUUAAUGUAAGAGAGCAGCUACCUAAAUAUCUCAAUGGUAAUGUAAAGCUGCUAACAACAAGAUGUAUUAUAAAAGAAACUGAAAAAAUAGCUAAAAAGACUCAUGGGGCUCUCACAAUUCUUAAACAAUUUGGUAUUCAUGAGUGUGAUCACAAAGAGCCUGUGUCAGGUGCUCAAUGUAUUCUAUCCAUGAUAGGGAAAAACAAUCAAAAACAUUACAUUCUGUCAACUCAAGAUAGAGACUUACAGGAGAAGAUGAGGAAUAAAGCCGGUGUUCCAUUGCUUUACUUACAUAACAAGUCUCCUACACUAGAGAAACCAUCGAAGGCAAGUUAUGAUAAAGUCGGUCACUCACUAGAGACAAAUCCAUUUAUAAGUGAAGCACAGAAUGAAACAUUAAAAAAGAUUAAGAAAGCCCUGGGUGUAGAAGAAACUGAAGAAAACACUAAAGUAAUCAUUAAAAAGAAAAAACCUAAAAAUCCUAAUCCAUUAUCAUGCAAGAAAAAGAAGAAAAAGCCAGGUGACAAACAAAAUAUUAAAAAAGACGGAGUUGCAGAAGGAAAAGUAAGAAAAAGAAAGAAGACUAAGAAUAAAAUGACUGCUGUUGUUUAA
Molecule: messenger RNA, 738 nt
Organism: Danaus chrysippus (African queen)
Lineage: Eukaryota; Metazoa; Arthropoda; Insecta; Lepidoptera; Nymphalidae
Source: the annotation of a GenBank genome assembly